AUAAUGCGGUCUCAGGGCUAGGAGGGAAAUGUUCUUGGCGUCUCAUUCGCCCAGAAGGGAAUCGAUCAUGGGGCGCGCGGCAGCGACGUAGCAGUGAGCGACAAGCAGCAGCAGCGGCGGAGGACCCCCGCCGGAGCUCUCUCCCUCGUGUGCGGCGCGCGAGAAAGGUGCAGAGGGCGCUGUGGCCAGGGCAGCCCCUCUUCAGCCCCCCCCUCCCCGUAUAACAGGCGAGCGGCCGUGGGCCGGCGGCACAGUCGUGCCCUGAGGCUUGAUCGGGUGGAGUUCGGUCGGCAUCGUGUGCUCCUACCAGUUUGUGUGUUCCCUCCCGUGUGCUACUGCUGCUGCGACUGCGUUUCGCGCCACCCCAUGGCGCCCCCGCGUGGGCCCUGAGUUGCGACACUCAUGAGUUCGUACCAGUUCGUCAACUCGCUGGCCUCCUGCUACGGCCAGCAGCGAGGCCAGGACACGGACUACUACACGCCGCAGGUGCAACCGUACGCCGCCACCGGCUGCUACAGCGGCCCGGCGUCGCCCGUGCAGCCCUACGGUGGACCGUACAGCCAGCCGGCGGCGCACCUGCAGAACGGCGGCGCCGAGCACGGCUUUCCCGGCUGCGGCCAGCGGCUCCCCGGCGGCGCGGGACACCCGAGCCCGCGCACGCCCACGCCGUCCGCGGCCAGCUGCAAGUACGCGGCACCCGAGUCGACGGCCGCGUCGCCGCAAGACCUGAGCGCCUCGAGUACCCAGUCGCCGUCGAGCCCCGAGACGCGAGGCUCGUCGCCGUCGCCGGUACAGCCCGCGCAGGUCGCGCACAGCAGUCCGCCGAGGAGCGCGGCGGCCGCAGCGCAGGCCACGCCGACAGCUGGGAGCCAAGCGCAGCAGCAACAACCGCAGCCGCAGCAGCAGCAGUCAUCGCAGCAGAAGCCCGCUUAUCCCGCCAACCCGCCGCAGAUCUACCCCUGGAUGCGAAAAGUCCACGUCGGCCAGAACGGCGUGAACGCCAUGGGUGAGACCAAGCGGCAGCGGACGUCAUACACGCGGUACCAGACGCUGGAACUCGAGAAGGAGUUCCACUUCAACCGCUACCUGACGCGGCGGCGGCGCAUCGAGAUCGCGCAUGCGCUCUGCCUCUCGGAGCGGCAGAUCAAGAUCUGGUUCCAGAACCGGCGCAUGAAGUGGAAGAAGGAGCACAAGAUGGCCAACACCAUUCCACCCCAGAUCCCGCAGGUGAUCCCCGACCACCAUCCGCACAUGCACAGCGAAACCAAGGCGUAGGCAGGGCAGUUGCUGCCGUUCUCAUAACAACCGUUUGUUUGCCCUCUCUUGUUUCUCCCGUUCGACAUGCCCACAGAACAGACGAGGAAAGAAAGAAGGAGACGAGGGAAAGAAAAAAAAAUAACGCGAAGGGAAAGAAAAGAUCGAAAAAAAAAAGGAGAGAGAGUACAGUCGAUUCCACAUCGUUCGUUCGUUUGUUCAAGUUCGCUCGUUUUCUUAAGCUCUCCUUCGUCUCUGUCGUGAAAGGAGUCUAAUAUUUCUUUCUUUCUCUUUUUUUUUUCCUUCGUCGCUCCUCGAAAUCUCGCAACUUCACGCGCGCGCGCGGUUACGAGGCGCGUCUGUCGAAACAAUCCCUCUUCGACUGAUCUCCCCGCAUGCUAGGCGGCAUUAAUUACAAUAACUCCGGUGAACUCAUUCGAGAGCGAAAACUGAAGCCUUCGUGCGAUCAGAGGAAUGCACAUAUGCGCGAAUUCGGUGGCGACACUCGACGUAGCAGCGUCAUCCACCGUUAGUUCUGUUCCUAAACUAUACGCAGUGUUCACCUUCCGUACAGCCGCCGUCGCUAACUUCAACUCACUCAGGAGAUCCCAAUAGACAAGCACAAAGCGGUCGCACAGAGGUUGCGUUUCGCUCGAGCCUCCCAGAUGUAAACACAACAAAUCUUAAGAAAUGUAACUCCCCGGAAAUUGCGACCUCCUUGAUGCGUAAUUACCUUAUCGCCCAACAAAAUGUUCUUUGCAUCUCGAAGGAAUCUUGUAACACUUCCUUAUUUUGCGUGCCAGGUCGACUACUGUUCUGAGCGUGAAGUCGUCACUCGUUUCCCGUCUAGUCCCAGGCCUAUGACAAAACAGAGAAACCCAGGACAUCGAAGUUCCAAAACUCUAAUACUGGACUGGAAAACAGCUUUCUGUGUUUACACUGCAAUACUCAUUCCUUCCUAGCGGUUUGCGACGUGCGGCUGUAUUUCCUCUGAUGUGCGCGUCGGCUUCUGUCGGAAAGCUCCCCCAAAACCUUUCCGUCAAAUGCCUUUGAAACCGAUGCUCUCUUCACCCCCCCCCCCCCCCCCCUCGCCUCCACCCUUGCUUGCUUUCGGCUGCCAUGUGCGUACAGAGCUUCUUCUUUUUCACUUCUCUCGGAGGAAACGUACCAUGACCAAACUUAAGGGAAAAAAAUAUACAAGCAAAUGGCCCGAAAGAAAAAAAAAGGAAGAACCAUCCGCCGCCGUGCAUAUACCGCCUCAGUGAAGCGAGCUCAGACGAACGCCAUCUGGUGCCGGUUCUCCAACUCUUUGUCCACCCAUGGGUAAAUUGCCGAGCGCUACACCUAAUUAUUUUGCCCCCCCUCCCCAAACUAAAUGAAAAAAAGAAUGAAAGAAAGAACAGACAGAGAGAUCACAUUGUUAGCGGCUUAGGCUACGGUCUUGCGUUCUAGCUCACGCAGUAAUGAACGUAACCACUUUAGAGAGUUCAGAUGACUAUUCAAAAAGUACUGUGCACUAUGCGUGCGGUGUAGCGCACCCACCCGACGCCUUGCGAACCGGCUAAGGCUUUGAUAAUGCUGUUGUGUUUCUAUUAUAAUUCGACAACGCCCGAAGCGUCAGACUGUCAGGCUUUGGAAAUCAAAUUUUUUCAGUAUUGUGCACACUGCUGGUUUAGCAGUGUCAAACUGAUUUAAGGUAGGCAUGCGUGCAGGCCCAAAAAACAUGUUAGCUGAUCCCAAACAGCAAUUCACUGAAUUGGAACUGACAAUCGCAAUUGGCCUACAUUUCAUAACCGGUCGAUGACCUGCCCAGAUGAGUUUGUCGCAGCUUCGCCCAUCCAAAAAACCGAACAAACUGCCUUUUCAUAUCGGAAAUUACGCUUCGCAACAGAACUAAAAGAAAAGAAAAGAAAUGAAGAACGAGCAGAACCUGUUCAAUGGCAGCCCUGAUCCUGCCCUGAUCAAUGGCAGCAAUCUCGUGCGGUGUGUCUAAGCAGUGAAGCUAACGUCUUUUCGGGAAACAAACAAACAAACGUGAGAAUAACAACGACUGUCUUAUCUACGCGCGUGGUGAUCGACAUAAUGGGCUAAGCAGAGCUCAGGCCGUGGAUCCUUACGAAAUUGCAAAGCCUAUACGACGAACUCAUAUCGCGAAAAUCGCGCAAACAAGUCGUGUAAAUGAAAAAAAAAAAAAAAAAAAAGAAGAAAGGCAAACUUCCUGUCGUCAUUUGACUGACGGACAGAUCAGCAGUUUUCAACACAAGACGGAUCCGGCCAAAGAAUAGCUUUCCCCAGACGUGCAUGUCGCGGUCAUACGUGUGGCAUACAUACUACGACGAAAAUAAGAGAAAAACAGCGACGACGAAAGAAAAUAAAGGAGGUAGAUAAAAGAAACAGCAUCAAACUCGGAAAACACGACCCUUGUGGCAGUGACUUCCGCAAAGCAAGAAACGUGACCGACGCUGUGCGCUCGAGCCGUUACGACUUGCGCCAGCCAGCCAGCUCACACAGCACCCAUUCGCCUGGUCUUGGUCCGAACGCCGCCGUGACGUGGAAACACCGUCGCAUAACUUCGAGGAAACAAGCAGCGACUCGGAAAAGGCCUUCGCCGUGAACACGCCUCUCCAGGUAUACGAGGACUGGCUCUUUAUACGGACUGUACGUCAUCUCACCACCAGACCAACGUCGCCUUGCGGUGUCUGCUCGUUCGCCUGUCACCUAGGGAAGAGUCGUGCCACCUAGGGAAGAACGCUUGCGCAAGGGAGUCAGCCAUCAACGAGCAGCCUCUUCCGUCAUCCUGCCUCACCCUAGUGGACUUUAGGGUGAAUAGAGAGGAGGAGCGACGGGUCGCGUUCUCUCUCGUUCGUCAGCGCUGUGUGCUGUGAAAUCGAGUGCCCCCGAAACAAAGACUCUCAGAACAACACCACUCACCUCGAGCCAAGUUUGUGUGCGCUCUAAAAGCAGCGGCGGCGCACGACACCAACACUGGCCGACGGCACCAAAAAUAUAAGAAGAAACCGUGUGUGACACCACUGAAACACACUCAUACACACCAAAAGAAGGAACAAACAACAAAAGGAAAGAAAGAUAUAUUUAUGUAUAAAGUAUGUAUGAUCUGUAAAGUAAAACGAGGGGAUAAGAGGGGAGUGAUAGAAAGGAUCCAAACAAACAAAAAAUAAAGAAGAGAGAAAGCUAAUAGUUGUACCACACACUCGCGCAAACACACAAAACACACUCGCACCGAAAGAAGGAACGGCACACAAAACACACGCGAAGGACUGUGUGACCACGAACUCCUUUUUUUCCCCUUCUCCUCUCUCUUCCCCAAUGCUGCAAUUGUUCCAGCGACGUUGUUCAUCGCUGCGUCCUCCAACCGCCGAGCGGCGCGGCUGAGGCGUCAAGCCGCAGCGGCAGCUCGCAGCGUUCGGCAAAACACGGGCCAAGGCAAAGAGACAAGGAAAGGAAAGCAAAGAAAAGAAAAAAAACUGUUCUCUCUCCCGGGUGCGAGGAUUGACUUUUCGACGCGCUUUGGGUGAUGAUGCCUGUACACGGUGGACGCUGUGUGUGACGGUGUAUAUACUAUAUGUGUCAGUGUCUUCAGGCAUGCACGCGAAAACAUCCCAGAGCCGAAAGGUGAAGCAAGCGACGCAGGGCGAAAGAAAAGUGUCGUAUUAACGUGAGCGCACACUCAGGGGUAAGUACACGUCGGGCUCUCGAGUGGCUCACUGGUGAGGGGAAAGAAAGAAAGGUGGUUGGGAAAGAGAAGCCAAGGCAAAGAGGCAAAACUUUAAACUCAAUAAUUUAAGAAGAACGCGAGGGAAAGAGAUUUGAUGCUGACGAGAAGUGCAAAGUGCUCCCUUUGUUUUUGUUUUUUUCUCGUUUCCUAUAGACUUGCCCUCCUAGCCGAGCGUGUUAUGUUGAGGUGUCUCUUAUAGCUGUACACUUGUUCUCCUGGAAGUGUUGUUGUGGGGAAAAAGUGUUGUGAAUGGUAUAAUGCUUCGUUUCUUCAUGACACGAGCGAACUGUUUUUGCUUGCUUCAUUUUCGCAUCGAUGACUCAGUGCAUUUGUUUGCCCCCUUGUUGGGUACGAGUGGAGUGUGUGGAGAGAUGAACUUGUGUUCACUGGCUGUUUAUUAUUAUUAUUCGUGGUCACCGUGUUACUUUUCCUUGUCUCAGGUUUUUACGCCUACACCAAUAACACUGGUGAAAUAAGAAGGAAUGUACAAUAUUGAUUUUAUUUUUACACUUUCACGUGUUACCUGGAGCAUUCGGUGAGAAACUCUAUAUAUGCUUGUUUUGAGAAUGUGGUUGUGAAUUUCUUGUGUACAUAGGUUAUUUUACUUGAGAGCAUUUUUUUUGUCUGACCAUUUUAAAGAGUGUGAAUAUGUGCUGCUCAUUUACUGGUUGGUUCAUGUUUAUUUUAUUCUCUUUUGAGGAGUGAACCAAUGAUGUGUUAGAGUCAUGCCAAGAAGGAAACAAGACAACUACGGCAAAAGAAACCUGAUGAAAAAGAUGUAUGUUCGGAGGCAAGCAAGAGAAUGUGGUUCGUGCCAUAUUGUUCUCGAUUUGCUGAUCUCUCCUUAUAGUGCUAAUUUAUUGCGUUUGCAUUUAUACCGUGACAUAGGUUGGAAAACCGCUUUGGUUUUUUGCUCACCGGUACACGGUUUCAUUAGAGUUUCGUCCCGCCUUGCAUAAAACAUGUCACGGCGUGCGAUUGGUCGCGCAGUGGACGCGUUGGAAUGAUAAACAGGGGUGAACGCAGGAGCUAGCAAUUUAGGGACGACCCCCGCGGAAGAUUGUAAGAACGGUCGGUGAGUGCGAGCCCUCGCAAAGAAGUCCCAGUCCGUCUUAGCAUAGAGAAAUAUUCGAUUCUAAUCGAACGCGAUUGUUCGAAAACGAUGGACUUGGAAAGCGAAUCGAAUACGGUAUACCUUUAUUGCUUUUGUAAAUGCAAGCAGACAUGAACGAGAAGUUCGUCCAAAAAAUACCUUAUUCCUUAGGUUCUAUGUACGCAAGUCUACGCUGAAUUCAGCUGAGCAGUUUGCGGAUGAAAAAAAGGAAGGAAAGUCAGAAUUCACAACAAUUCCUGGUCAGCCUUCAACAGGCACUAUACAAACGGCCUGCAGACAAAGUCCGCAGGCCUCCUAUUUUUUUUUUUUUUCCUUUUUCGGAGUAGGCAUUCUCCUGUAAGCGCAACAGCGCUGUCUAUUCUCUCAUAAUUAAGUAUUCGAAGAAAUUUAUUGCCACAUUGUAUCUAUUCCAAACAGAUGUACUCGACUGUUGUUCGAAAAUUUGAAUAUUCACGCAUUACCGAUUUCUUCUUCACUGAUUCGCAGGCACAUCUCCCAAUAGCCCGCAGGGUCCGCGGAGCAGUUAAUUGCCUGGGAACUCUCUUUUACGCUUAACAAAAUGUUCAUCAAGACGGGCAUAGGACACUGCCUGCCAAAUCUCGCCCAAAGAGAGACAUAGAUCCAAACUUGAGCUCGUUCCCCACCGCUAAAACCAACCGGGCCCCGCCCGCUUCAAAAGUGGGCGGGGCCGCGAAGACGCCGCCGUACCGACCAAUCGCACGCCGACGCUUGUGUCCAUUUCACCGCUUUGCUUGUAUAGAAGCGCCAUUUGCAUGGCGAGUCCUCUCGACCCGAAUUAUUUGAAGAAGGAAAAAAAAAUCUGAAGUCAGUUUUUCAGAUAUAUAUUAUAAAUAUAUAUAUGUAUACACAAACAUUACUAUUUAUGUAGUGCUUUCCAUCCACAUUCAUUUUAGUGGGAGGCGUACGAGAACAGCGGCGCGAAGGCAGUCCUUUGUACAUCGCGGUGCUGAGGGGACGUCUUUUCACUCUUCUGGCCAGUCACGCCUCUCGGAGGAGCCGCGCCUGUCCAUCUGUAGUUUCGCUUGCCGUUUCCAAAGACGAAGCUACGUCGAUCAGUGACCGUAGCGAAGCGGUGCCGCCUAACAUUGGUAAUACAGCCUUCGCAGCUGUUAGCAUUUCGCAUACACAUACGAUUAGCGUGUUUUAGUUGAGGAGUCCCGGUCAGCGAGUAACGGCACUGCUAGAUUCUGCACGUGCCUUGUGCGAACGCCGCCAAGGUCGCUUUGUAGUCGCUGACUUUCUCAUUGGCCUUCGAGUGAUUGCAUCGAAAUAACACUGUGAAAGUCUGGCAGAUUCGCAACAUUUCUAUACGCCUUAUGUGGUCACAAGUGACAAUUCUACUUCUCAAAUGAAAAGACACGUUCUUUUGCUGCUGUCGAUAACAACAAGAGGUAAACUUGCAGGCAUAGCAGUGAGUUUGAUGCGCCUAUCCAGAUGAGGGCCGUUACCUAUGGUCGCGGCAUCUCUGCAGGCCAAGUACUUGUAGCCCGGAUAUCAAUUCGUCCCGCGGCUCGCUCACACAUGUAUAAAAUCAACUUUAAAGAACAACAACAAAAAUUCAGUGGUACACUGGCGCACACGUGGCGUAUUUGUACGUGUUUGACCGACGUAAGCUGUGUCACUGACAGUACUGCAGCGGAGCUGAAGCUCACAUUUCUGCGUUUUCAUUAGCGCUGCUAAAAAUAAAAACAGCAAAAGAACGUUUCAGCUUAGGGUUGGUCGUAGAGUCACUCCAAGGUGGUCUUUACCGUUACCGCCCUCUGCUGGGUACCCCCCAUAAGGGCAGCGGGGCCGGGUAGGGGGCGGACAAGGAGCAUGGCUACUUGCUGGUGGGCGAGCAUAAGCAGCAAUCACCGUUAGGCUAAAGCUCUUUUUCGAAUGUUUCGAAGGCUGAAAGUGCGGUCGACGGCCAGAAGGGCACCCUCAGCACCACGGCGCGCCGCUGUUGGACCGGUGUAUAAGGUGCGGUAGUCAUUGAGGAACAGCGCGUGGUUCGGUAACUGUGGACGUCGCGCAGGAGUCGGUCGGAUAUCGGACGCGGUUGCGGAGGCAGCCUGUUCUUCUCCAGAGCAGUGUGUAAAUGUCAAUAGGAUACGCGCGUAGUGGUCGUCCCGUGUUCGUCGUCGUUGUAAGCAGCAACGAGCAGCAGAGAUCGCGCAGCGGUGACUGGACGGCUCGUUAUUUUUAGACUCAGCUGGGCGAGGAAAGAAGAUGGUAUUAGCGUCCGCUGCCGGCGCGUGCGUGCGCUGCCCGCCGUAGGCAGCUCUUUAUUUCCCGUUCCGCAGUUCUCGAGCGGGAAAAGGCAAAAAAAAAAAAAAAAAAACAAUGCCUUGGUACUGGCGUCAGGUGCGUUGUAGGACGGCAGGAGAGAAACCCCCCCUUGUAGGCGAACGAGAAACCGCGCAAGAGAGACUGGGCCUUUUCAAGACUAUUCUCUGUAAAUAUUUGAUACCCUUCAUCAGGAUCGCCCGGCAGCUCUAUACUUAUAUAAAUACCGCAUAUACAGACAAACGAGGUGCACAUAGCUGUAUACGCGACAUCAAGCGAGAAAGAAGGAAGAAGUGUGAAAAAAAAAGUAUAUAUAUAUAUAAAUAUAUAUAUAUAUACACACACGCCGCUGCAUCUACACCACAUCAAUGUCGCAUUCCAUUGUUCAUGCGGAAGGAAAAAAAUAAUAAUACAACAGUGUGUCGACGUGAAGCCCUGCCUUUGUUUGUUCUGUCAUAAUUCAUGGUGUCGUACCUCCUGACCUCUUCACCACAAUCCCCCCUCGCCCUUCCCCCCUCCCUCGCUUCCAUGAGUUGAUCCCGGUCCUAAUAGCGUAUAGUUCGUCACAGCGAGUGUGUAAACGUCUCUUGUUUUAUUGUUUCGUUUUUUUUUUCGCCCGCGCCUGAUGAGAUGCAGUCGUGUGACGCAAAAGCGUACUCAGUGAUCAGCAGCUGGUGCAAAGAGAAUACGGCUAAGUUGCAAGGUUGUGGUGAAAAAAAAAAAAAAAAAAGAGGGGGGAGCAACCGUGGUAACGCGUUUAUCCGAAGUGGCACCAAAUUUUGCUUGUGUGCAAAGAGUAAACGCAGACGAAAGGACAUCCUAUCGAGACAAAAUUGUGAGUGUAAAAAAAAAAACAAUUGUCCAAUGCCUGUUAAUGUACUCAUGCGUGGGUGAUUUCAAGCAAAGCUGGGUCGUUCUCACCUUCUUGCUAUACCAGUGCAUUACUUGGAAGUCAUGAACUGUGUAUGAACUAAGCUGUCAUUAAAAUGUGGUUGAUGUCACGGAAAA
Molecule: messenger RNA, 9401 nt
Organism: Dermacentor andersoni
Lineage: Eukaryota; Metazoa; Arthropoda; Arachnida; Ixodida; Ixodidae
Biological process (GO): positive regulation of transcription by RNA polymerase II; anterior/posterior pattern specification
Cellular component (GO): nucleoplasm; nucleus
Molecular function (GO): RNA polymerase II cis-regulatory region sequence-specific DNA binding; DNA-binding transcription factor activity, RNA polymerase II-specific
Source: RefSeq, a predicted model, not a curated record